AUGUCUGUUGGUACUGUAAUCUCUCAACCAAUUUCUGAUUUAACAAUUAUUAAAGGAGACCCUGUCACCAUUGGCGACAAUGAUAAUCCUGUACCAGUAUUGGUUGUUGAAUUUUGGGCUACUUGGUGCCCUCCUUAUAGAGCUUCAAUUCCGCAUUUGACUGAAAUCCAGCAAAAAUUUAAAAAUGCUACGAUUCUAGGUGUUACAUACGAGAAAGAUGUAGAUAAAAUAAAAACCUUUGUGCAAGGUAUGGGUGAUCAAAUGGAUUAUACUGUGGCUGUUGAUACUAACGAAACUGCUAAAAGUGGGUGGUUUAAAGAGGUUAACCUGUUUUAUAUCUUGAUUAAAUCAUCCACUAACUUAUUAAAAAAAAUGAAAGCCAUUUUCCAACCAAGUGGUGCUCGUGGAAUUCCAACGGCCUUUAUCUUGGUUAAAAAUAAAAUAGUUUGGCAAGGGCAUCCAAUGGCUGAAGAGUUUGAAGCUGAAUUGCAAAAAGCUGUUUCUCAAGGAGAGCUCAACGGCUGA
Dentiscutata erythropus is the source of this 525-nucleotide messenger RNA. Lineage: Eukaryota; Fungi; Glomeromycota; Glomeromycetes; Diversisporales; Gigasporaceae. The record is from the annotation of a GenBank genome assembly.